Messenger RNA from Cetraspora pellucida, 943 nucleotides. Lineage: Eukaryota; Fungi; Glomeromycota; Glomeromycetes; Diversisporales; Gigasporaceae. The record is from the annotation of a GenBank genome assembly.
GUUCAAAGACUUACAGAGAAGUGAUGGACCUCAUAGAUUCACAAUUGAAAAAGCAGUAGAUAUCACUCAGUUGCCAAAGAGUCAUACCUGCUUUAACCGUAUUGAUUUGCCACAAUAUAAGACCUUUAAAGUUAGACUUUACAAUCCUGAUGAUAUUCAAAUAAAUCAAAAAAUGUUUCUUGAAAGAUUUAAUCAUCUUUUUGCAUACAACUGUGAUUUUAAUACUGACUUCUCUUCAUCUACUACAAGUGUUUCUGAUCAUGAUAAAAAAAGAGUUAAAGAUACUAAUGUUUAUUCAGCUAUAAGUGUUAGCGAUGAUGAUUCCGACUCAACAGACUCAAUUUUGUCAGAGGAAGUUGUUACAAAAUUCAAAGCCAAGGUUAUAAUCGAACUUGAUAAAUCUGAUUCAAUUCCAGCAAAAUGGUUCACAUUCGAAUUAGAUAAUUUUGGCAUUUUUCAAGAUAGUUUAGUUAAGCAUAUUCAAAUAUGCAUUAAUGAUGAUAAUUUCGAUAAAGAUGAUAUUCAGGUCUCUUAUAAAAUUAAUAGUCAUGGACAGUCAAUGGCUUUAGAUAACAAAGAUGACUAUGAUGCAUUUAUUAUUGAAUGCCGAAAGUUAGUAAAGUCAAACAAAUCUAUGGUAUUAAACAUUGCACCAAAGUUACCUAAUAAUAAACAAGAUAUAGAGAUACUGAAAAUAAAAACUAAAAAAUUAAAAACGGAUUUUGUACUAAAAGAAUCCAAACUUAAUGCUAAUGAGAUCGAAAUAGCUGCUAUUAUUACACAAAUUAGAACAAAAUAUAACUGCCAAAUUCAUGCUAUGCCCUGCUACAUCGAAGAUGGUAAACAUCUUCCAUUAAUACCUUCACGCUUACAUUUGUGGGCAAGAGACAUAGUAACUUUUGGUAUAGUUCAUGCUAUUAAAGUUAAUACCCAAGCAUCAUAA